AAAUCAAUCAAUCGAUCAUAAUGACAUUAACUUAAACACUCUCAUUAAAAACCAUUUAAAAUAUUACAACUACCUAAUUGUCGAAUCAAAUGUCGACUUAAAGAAGACAAAUACUUUGAUAUGAAUCUGGUUUUAAUUUGUUAUUCAGAACUAGUUUUGGGAGACUUUGAAGUUUACUUUCUGUGCUUUGUUCAUCUGAAAAAAUGGAGAUUUUCUCUCUCCUAACCCACUUUCGUACUUCCACCAACUCCUUCUUUUCUCAAUAUGAGCCACUUGUUUUAAUUCUUGCUCCAAUUUUCUCUCUUUUUAUUGCUCGAUUUCUUCAUUCUAUUCUUACUGUUGUUCUUGAAAAUGGGAUUAAAUCCACUCUUAUAGCAUCCUUUAUGUACAUGAUCAAGUUGAUUCCUGGUGUUAAUCGUUACCUGGAUGCUGAAAAACAGAAGGUCGUAGAUAAGUUGCAAUCAGGUAAUAAGUCGAAAAGAGAUGGUUGGAGAACUGAAUUGCCGGCUUCUGGCUUAGGAAGUCGAGUGAUUGAAAUGAUGAAAGAGGAAAAGAGAAAGGAUGUGGCAUGGCAAGGCAAAUGUUCUGGUACAGUAUACAUUGGAGGAACUGAGUUUGAAGGUCAUUUUUCAUUGAUAAAUGAAGCAUGCUCAAUGUUUGCACAUACCAACCCGUUACAUUUGGAUGUUUUCCAAAGUGUCGUACAUUAUGAGGCAGAAGUAGUUGCAAUGACAGCUGCACUGCUUGGGGGUAAAGAAAAGGCGUCUGGAGGUCAGAUAUGUGGAAAUAUGACUUCAGGAGGCACCGAGAGUAUAGUAUUGGCUGUCAAGUCCUCACGUGACUAUAUGAAAACUAAGAAGGGAAUCAAAAACCCAGAAAUGAUUAUCCCUUUAUCUGCCCACUCAGCAUAUGACAAAGCUGCCCAGUAUUUCAACAUUAAACUUAGGCGUGUUCCUGUGAACAGUGAGUUUCAGGCUGAUGUGAGAGCAAUUAGACGUUCUAUCAACAAAAACACCAUCUUGAUUGUUGGAUCUGCACCUGGGUAUCCACAUGGCAUUAUUGAUCCCAUAACAGAACUUGGCCAACUAGCGAUGAGCUUUGGGGUCUGUUUACAUGUUGAUCUUUGUCUUGGUGGAUUUGUUCUGCCUUUUGCACGUAAACUUGGGUAUCCAAUUCCACCUUUUGAUUUUUCUGUCCAAGGAGUUACCUCAAUAUCUGUUGAUGUACACAAAUAUGGCUUGGCCCCCAAAGGAACCAGUGUAGUUCUCUACCGAAAUCAUGAAAUCAGGAAGCAUCAAUUUGUUGCCGUUACUGAGUGGUCUGGUGGUCUUUAUGUCUCUCCAACCAUUGCUGGGAGCAGACCAGGUGGUCUUAUUGCUGGUGCAUGGGCAGCGAUGAUGUCUUUGGGUGAGGAAGGGUACUUAGAGAAUACAAGACAGAUUAUGGAGGUAUCAAAGAAGAUUCAGGAAGGAAUAAAGGGAAUUCCAGAGUUGUUUGUCGUUGGGAGGCCUGACAUGACUAUUGUGGCAUUCGCGUCCAACAUUGUUGAUAUUUUUGAAGUUAACGACUUGAUGUCAUCUAAAGGCUGGCAUCUAAAUGCCCUGCAGCGACCCAACAGCCUGCAUAUCUGUGUGACUCUUCAGCAUGUAUCAGUGGUUGAUGACUUCCUAAAAGAUUUGCAGGAGUCUGUGCAAAAGGUGAAAGAAAAUCCAGGUCCAAUCAGUGGAGGACUUGCCCCAAUAUAUGGUGCUGCUGGGAGAAUGCCUGAUAGAGUUAUGGUACAGGAAUUGCUGGUAAAUUUCAUGGACGGCACGUGUUGAUAUGCCCUUUCUUAAGCCUUCCUAUCAUCUUUAUACAGUUCACAUUUUAAUUUGGAACAAGAUUGAAUGACAUCUUAGAUCAUUCCACCCUAUACAGUGUGAAAGGGGUGGGAUUGAAUGUUUUAGGGAUGCAAGAUAUAAGUAUCUCAAAACAUUUACACACAGUCACCAUUAUCGUAGUAAUAUGCCUCUGGGAGAAUGUUUUGUGUCCCUUACAAAUAUGACAGUAACUAUUAAAUGAUGUUCUCUAAGUGUAAAGAAAUAUUGUUAUGUCAAAAUGAAGAAGACUCUUUCAAGAUCGUUUGGAUCGAUUAUUAGUGA
This is a messenger RNA of Beta vulgaris subsp. vulgaris (sugar beet), 2141 nucleotides long. RefSeq names its product sphingosine-1-phosphate lyase. Gene Ontology annotation, cellular component: endoplasmic reticulum. The coding region runs from base 204 to 1820 and encodes 538 amino acids. The transcript is spliced from 15 exons. NCBI's taxonomy places the organism in Eukaryota, Viridiplantae, Streptophyta, Magnoliopsida, Caryophyllales, Amaranthaceae. Gene Ontology annotation, molecular function: pyridoxal phosphate binding; sphinganine-1-phosphate aldolase activity. The record is from RefSeq and is a predicted model, not a curated record. Gene Ontology annotation, biological process: sphingolipid catabolic process; carboxylic acid metabolic process.